This is a messenger RNA of Cinara cedri, 7901 nucleotides long. Lineage: Eukaryota; Metazoa; Arthropoda; Insecta; Hemiptera; Aphididae. The record is from the annotation of a GenBank genome assembly.
AUGUCUAAAAAUUCUAUUUUAAAUUCCGUAUUUUCGGAUAUUGAAAAGUUAGGUUCAGCCGAAGAAUACAAAAGGAUCAUUAAACUCGUCGAAAAACGUGACUAAUAAUUAUUAAAAUUAAAAUUGGUAUUAAUUAAUCAGCCAUGUAAUUAUAAUUCUAGAUAUCAAUCAGUUUCCUGAAGAAUUAUCAUUGGUUCAAUCGAAACUAGCUAGUUUGAUUCAUUUGAAUCAGAUUGAAGAUGCGUAUAACUUUAUACAAAAGAAUAAAUCAACUUCCCAGUAAAUAUUCUUUUUUUUAUAGUUCAGUUUUACUAACUCUAACUUUAAUAUUUUGCAAUAGGUUGUUUAUGUUCGAAAAAGCGUAUUGUUUGUACCGUUUAAACCGCUCUGAAGAAGCUUUAAAAAUGAUUAAUGAAGAACCUAAUCUUGGACCCAAUUUUAAGGAAUUGAAAGCCCAAAUUCUGUACAAAUUGGAAAGGUAAUAAAUUAGUCAUAAUUUAUAAUAUUAUUUUUUACUUAACACAAACAGCACCAGCAUUGUUUAGUAUACAACAAAAAUAUAAUAUUUUAAUUAUUAUAAUAAUUACCUCUAGUCUAACAACAAUAAAUUGUUUUUUUUAUACAAAAAUCACAUUAUUUCAAUAGAAUUUUUUAAACCUAUAAAAUAUAUUUUUUUUUUUUAUUUAAUAUGAACUUCAUAGUGUUAUACAGAUUUUAUUUUAUUAAUUGAUAACUGAUCGCAUUUUUUUAUACAGUUUAAACCAUUUUUGUAAAAUGAUCAUUUUUUUCCUUGAUUAUAAUUUUUGUAUACUGUAAAUGUAAAUUAAACUUGAGCUUGGUGCAAUUUACUAUAUUUAACUUAAUAAUUUUAGGUACAAUGAAUGUUUGGAUAUGUAUCGAGAUAUCAUCAAACAAAGUAAAGAUAGUUUUACAAAUGAAAGAGAAACAAAUCUAACGGCUGUAAUUUCACAAGUUUCUAAAUUAGGAGAUGUAAGUUAUAUUAUUAUUUAUUUAGCUUUUUACCAAUGACACAUCCAACAAAUUAAUCUACAAUCACUUGUGCAUUUAUUUUUUAUCCUAUCUCUUGUGUGUUGGUAUUUUGUUAUAAUUUAUUAAUUCAUAUUGUUUGAUUCAAAAGUAAUUUCCAUGCAUAAAUGCAAUAUUAUUAUCGAUAUUGUAUAAUAAAUAAAAACUAUUACAGUAAAACUUCCAUUAAUGGUUACCUCUAAAAGACAGUCAAUUCUAUUUUUUUUGGUACCGUCAAGUGUUAUGCCUUAUAAGACACCUCUAAAUAGCAGUCAUUAUUGCCGGUCCCUUCGGUGAUCGUUAUAUGGAAGUUUUACCAUAUUAAAUUAUGAAAAAAUCUGUGAGAAACUAUCUAGGUUAUUUUUAUUCAUAAUUCUAGUUAAACAUAAAAAUAUUUAAUAAUUUGAGUUAUCAGGUUUCAAAUGACUUAGGUAUGCAUGCCUAUCCAAUAUAACAUUCUUAUUCUUGUAUAUUAUUUAUAUUAUUGAAAAAAUGAAGAUCAAAUAGUGUGAUAUAAUACAAAAACACUUCCAUUGAAUUUACCAUAAUGUGACAAUUAACCUAAAAAAGAAAAUAUUUAUAUAAUUUAGAAUAAAUAUGACAUUCCGACUGUUAAACAAGAUAACACAUACGAAUUUAUGUAUAAUAUUGCGUGUGUAUUAAUUGAAAGAGGAGAUAUAGAAAAAGCCCAAGAUUUACUCAAUCAAGCUGCCAAAUUAUGUAGAAAUACAUUAGAAGAGGAAGAAGUGACAGAAGAAGAAAUUCAAGAAGAACUCACAGCUAUAAAGUAAUUUUUUUAAUUUUAUUAUGAAACUCUAUGUAAAAUACUAUUUAAUGAUAAAAUAAUAUUUACUAUUGAAAUAUACGAAUAGGUGUAAUAUCGUGAUUUGUGGUAUCUAAUUUGCACAGUAAUAAAAAUUAAAAUUACAAAAUAGCAAAUCCAUUAAUUUAUAAAACUUGUUAUUUAAAAAUGUAUGUAUAACAGAAACCAUUUGUUAUUUAAAAUAUGAUUUCUGAUGUUUUAGUAUAUAUGUGAUUUCAAUAUUUUUAAAUAAAAGAGUAUAUAUAGUAAAUAAAUAUAUAAAUAAAAAUAAAUAAAUGAAUGAAUGCGUUGCCUGGAGUAUUAUUAUAAGUGUAUUAUACGAUCGGUUUCAAAUUAAAAAUUCAUCACCAGGUAUAUCACUGUCAAAAUAUUAAAGGAAUAUAAUUUUCAUAGUUAAAUAUACAUGUAAUUUUAACCAAACCAACAUUUUUAUAUCUAAUAUUAUAAUAUUUAUAAUAAUUACCAUUAUUAUCUUUUUAUAAUUUCCAAAUACAAAAUUCUUAUUUAGCUUACACGGUAUACUAUAAUUAGGUUCGGAAGUUAUAGGAGUUAAAAAAGCCAUAAUAUGCAUGAAAAAAUGUAAAAUAUGCAAAAAAUUAUUCAAAGUUUAUUAUUCAAAUACAUAUAAUGUCAUUAUUAAUGUUCACGAAAAAUAUAAAGAUUAAAUACGAAUCUCACUGUUGUCGUUAAAUUUAUAAUAGACUGAGAUGAUAAGAAAUAACAAUAAACAAAUCAUGUUAAAUAAAAUUGAGUUUUAUAUUCAAUUUAUUAAUUAAUUAAGAAAGAAAAAAAACAUCAAUUUUUUUUUAUUUAGCAAAUAUUAAGUUACUAUAACUUCUGAGCCCUAAUUAUAACGCAUAUAACACAUUUUUAAUAAAAAAUAGUAUCAAAUUCUUUUUUUAAACACUUCUUUAUUAUAUUAGAACUGUUAAUAUAAUUUUAGUAAUCACUGUUUACAGAAUACGCUUAUACAAAUUUAUGUAUGCUAUUUAAUACUACAAAAUACAUAAAUUAUUAUAAAACAUAUUAGUAAAAACUUUUAUAAUCAAAACAAAUUAUUUUGAUUAGAUAUUAUAUUAAAUAAUAUCAAUACAGUGUUGCAUAUUAAUAUGUAGAAAAUACAUAAAUGUAUCAUUUGUUUUUAUUUUUCAUAUUUUAAUCUACAGAUUUUAUGUUACCUGUGAAAAUAAUAAUGUUGUUAAUAAUUGUUUUAAAUUGUUAAUAUAUUAAAUCCCUAUGUUGCUUUUCCAGGGUUCAAGGUGCCUAUUGCCUACAAAAACUAGGCAGAGAGAAAGAAGCCCAAUCUGAAUACACUGAAGUGUUAAAAUACAAACCCAAAGACAUAGGGUCACUAGCGAUUGCAUCAAAUAAUUUAGUAGUAUUAAACCGUGAACAUAAUGUGUUUGAUUCCAAAAAAAAGCUUAAGUCAACAUUAUCUGAUGAACUGACUCUCAAGUUAAAUACGUGGCAGUUAAAAACGAUCACAUUGAACCAUUGCCGUUUUGCAUUGAUGACAAAUCAAGUAUUAAACGUUGCAACCAAAUAAUUUGUUUCAAAUGUAUUUAAUUUUACUUUUAUUUUUCUAGUUAGACCAAUGCACUAAAUUGUGUGACAAUUUAGAAAAGAGUUACCCAGACUUGAUAGAGGAAAUUAUACUAUUAAAAGCAAUAAUGUUAUGGCGUCAGAAGAAAAUUUCUGAAGCCAUUGAUAUGUUGAAAAAAUUUGUGUACCAACAAGAACGUUCAACUGCUAAACUCAAUUGUACCUUAGUGGCUGUGAAAUUAUUAUUAAUGCAGGUAGAAUACAGACAUAUCUAUUUCAAUAUUUUAAAUAUUUCUAUGGUAGAUUAAGUACAGAUAUAAUUUUGUUUAAAUAUUGUUUGAUAAAUAUGGGUGUGCUAUACAAAUCUAGUUAUCAUUAGUUUUUACUUGCGCUCAAAGAAAUUAUUGGGAAAUUCUAGCUGGCAUCCUUUUAUAAUAGCAUAAAUGUUCAAUUGCCUUUGUUUUGUUUUUGUUUUUUAUCAGUUUCGUUACUCAAAUUCUAACAAAAAAUGAAUGUAACAUUCUUUUAUCUAAUUAAAUAUAUGUAAUAAUUCAAGUUCUAUAACUUUGUAAUAAUGAAUUUAUUAUGGAAGUACAUUUAACACUACAAAAACCUGGUUUUCUAUUAGUAAAUGGUUUAUAUAUUACAGAUUAUUAGUUUAUCCAUGUAUAACACUUAUACAAAGUGCUCCAUUUAAGUAUUUGCAUUCAGUAUUGUAAAGUAAUUUAAGAAACAAAGAGCUUUAAAAUGUAACACUUAUUUUAUUUUUUGUCACCUUUAUUUUAGUUUGUGAAAUGAUCACCUACUUUACUUCAUUACUCCCUAUAUCUAAACUUUAAAAAUAAUAUUAAUGUUACAUUUUAAAGCUGCUUGGUUCAUAAAUUGUUGAAAAAGUUAAAUGGAUCACUGGAUAUGACGUCUCUAUGUUAUUUUAUUUUUUUUAAAUGUAUUUUAUUAUAUAGUAUUAAUAAUUAUUUGAAAUUUACAUAAUAAAAUAUUUUAUUAUAAUUAAUUUUGAUUUUAGAAUAAUACCAAUGAAGCAAUUGCUCUAUUGGAAAAUCUUGGUGAGCUAAAGUACAAACUUGGGAUAACAAGUACACUGGUUACAUUAUACUUAAACAUUGACAACUUUAAAGCUGCAUCAGACUUAUUUAAUGAUACUUUAUCUUAUUACAGUCAAAAAGAAGUAAUGAUAAAUUUCUGUUUAAACAUUUAAUAUUAAAUUCUAAAAUGCAUUCUAAACUAUUUGUUCUUUGUAGAUAAAUAAUUCAAAAGUAACCAUUUUAUUAAAACAAUUAGCCAAAUUACAUUUACUUGAACAAAAUCCCAAGGAAGCAGCUAAACGUUUGUCGCGAUUACUGGAAUUAAAUCCUGCUAAUAAAAAGUUCUUAGCACAACUCAUCAUUGCUUAUACUCAGGUAAAAAUGCUUCAUUAACUUUUAGUAUUUAUACAAUUUGAACAAAUUUAAUUGAUUAAAUAUAUCAGAUCCACAUAUAGAAUUUAUAAAACCCUGUAAAUUUGUAAAAUAGUAUUAAUAUUACAAUGUUUCUUUAUGUUUCUGUUAAAAAUACUACAAAACUUUUGUAUAGGCUUUCCAUCAUAUUUGUUUUCCUACAAUAUUCUAAAAAAUUGCUAUAUGUCUGUCAACUACCUGGGCAAUUGUCAUUGUAUGUUUAUGUGCAUCCUCUGUUUCCCAAAAUAAUAACUGAUGUUUACAAAAUCAAUUUGUGGCUUAGUUAUAUAUAUAGUUUAAUACAAUUUCCAAUCUUAAUUUACAUAAUUACAAUAUGUUUUUCUUAAAACAAACAAUUGACUACAGAAUAUUUUUCUAGAAAUUUGGAUAUACAUAACACUUAAUCAGAUUUAGGGGCAGUAGGGAAGAUUUAUCGAUUAAGAAAUAUGUGCAAUUUAUUACCUUACUCUACUCCUUUGGUCUAAACUUUAAACAAAUAUGAAUGUAACUCAAAAACAAUAAAUUUGAUAUUAGUGUUAUACAUAUUCACAUUUCUAGAAAAAUGUUCGUUAUUCGACUGUUCAAAAAGGUAGGUUUAUAUUUAAAAAACAAAAGUAUAUACUUAUUUAAAGUACAUAGAAUAAGAAUAAAAAAAAUUUCAAUGGUUUUAAAAUAAAGCUUAAGCAAUUCCACAAUGAUUAAAAAAAACAAAUCAAAUUUAUUUAAAAUCCACCAAAGAAAUUAUUGGUUCAUGAGAAAAAGAUUUUAGAAAAUACAAUAUGACUAUUAAUAAUAAAAUAUAACUGCAAAUGAUUAUUACCAAGUAUUAACCAAAACAAAACCAAUUGUGUGUGAUAUAAUGAAUAAAUGGUAAUGAUUAAUUUAAAUAAUAAAUUAUAUUAAUUAAUAUUAAAAUCUAAAAUAUGUUCUUAAAUAAAAUACAACUAAGUUGGAACAUUUUAUAUCAAUAAAACAAUUGUGAAUUUUUAUUUUCGAUGUUUAGAAUAGCAAAUAUAUUAUAUUUGUAGAAUUGAUAAAAUUUAAGUAACUACUAAAUUAUAAUAAAUUCAGAUGAAAAAAAAACCUUUUAACAAUAUAGACAUAUUGAAUAACUCUUGUAUUUUUUUCCAUUGCAUUUAAUUAUUAUUUUAGUUUGACCCAGAAAAAGCUCAACAGUAUAGUAAAGAACUUCCACCAUUAGACCUUCAAGAUACUGACAUAGAUUCACUUGAGAACACUAACUGGAUGAUGGGUUCUAAACUAAUUAAGAAAUCUACAUUAAAACCAGACACUGCUGGGUAGUUAUUAGAUUUUGUUGAAUAGUUAUACUUUUUAUUAAAAUCAUUUAUCAAAUUAUGAAUUAUAUUUAACACAUUAAACAGGUCAAAGUCUAUAGUAGAAGAAAAGAAACGUAAGAAGAAAAGGAAAAUUAUUUUGCCCAAAAAUUUCAACCCAGACAUUCCUCCUAAUCCAGAACGUUGGUUACCAAGACAUGAACGUACUGGUUACCGUAAAAAGAAAGAUAGAAGAAACAAAGAAACUGGUAUAGGAAAAGGAACACAAGGUGCCAGUAAUACUGCCAGUGAACAAUUGUAAGUAGAAUAUAAUUAUAAUUAUUCUAUAUUUUACCAAAUGAGACCAAUUAAAUAUAAUUUCUGUACUUGUAACCUUUAAACAUUAAUGACUAAAUAAUGAUUAAUAUUCAUACAGAAUUUAUAAUUUGUUGUAUAAUAAUAAUAAUCUAAAGUAAAAGUAUAAUGUUUAACAUUUAAAUUAAAAGUCAAACCUAUAUUAUUAUUUUAAUAUUAUAAAUUUAAUGAAUAUCUAGUUUAAUUGUAAUUGUUUAUCAAUGUUUACUGGCUGUAUGAAACUAUAAAUAGGUUUUUAUAGGAAGUUCAAUUUAAAUUGUGUUGUUUUUUGUAUAAAUCAAUUAUGAAUGCAAAUAUUAUUUAUCGUAUUCUAACUGUAUGAAAUUUAAGUGCAAAAACAAUUAGACCAUCAAAUGCAUAUUUUAUUUAUAAUUUUAUUAGUUCAUCAUUAUCACAAUUUACAGUAAAUUUAUAUAAAUUAUGAAUACUCAAAUUUGAAGACAAAUUUUUAAUUUAUUCUCUUAAUGAAAGUGAAAAUAGUUCAUUCAUUUACAAAUAGUAUAAAAUAUGCAAAAUAAAAUUAAGUCUAUGAUCAGUUUUGAUUUAAAACGCCCACAUCUCAAACCCGUAUGACUGUGCAUCCACUUACUAUGAACAUGCAAAUACAUAUAAUUCCAGUCUCUAAUUAUGUCCCUAUAUAGCAAUUCAUAAAAAAGAUUAAUCAUUAUAUUUAGGAAAUGCUGAACUAUAUUAUUUAAUAUUAAAUUAAUAUGUUCUAAAUUUACGACUAUAUAAGUUUAAAAAUAAAUAGCUGUAUAUAAUAUUAGAUAUAACACAAAUCUUCUAUCAUAUUUUGCGUGCUAUGUAAUGUAUAAUUUAAAAUUGUUAGAGAUAUUUUUACUAAAUUGACUUUAUUUGACCAAUACUAAUGACUUAUAUUAAUACAAUUUAACUUAUAGUAUUAUUAUUUUUUUUUUUUUGGUUAUAAAUUCAUAGAUUUAUUUGUUGCAACUCUCCAUGCUUCUCUAUCGUAGCACAAUUCAUUUCGGUUUUUGUAAUUUCCUUUAAUUGUAUCCUGCAUUAUCUGUGUCAUGCAUUCUGCUCUUGAUCUUUCUCUUGCAAUGUGUCUUACAAUAUCUCAUUCAAUUAUUAUCUUUAGUAAACUUUCAUGCUUAAUGUGUUCUAUCAUCUUACCUCUUCUGGAUUGAAUACUUUUCCAUAGUUAUCGUUGUUUCUUUAUUUUAUCUAGUUCCUCCUUAUUCAUUACCCUCUCGGUCCAUGGUAUUUUAAGUUUAUUGCCCAGGUAUUAUUAGAAUACCAAAUAUUAAUAUGUAUGAUUUUUUUAGCAACAUCAAAAAUAUUGCGGCUCAACCAAAAACUCAGACGACUCAAUUGCCUUCUGAAAAUGCACCUAGGCUUCAACACCGAAAAGGAGGACAGUACAAAAAGAAGAAGAAGGGAAAAUAG